Molecule: messenger RNA, 2599 nt
Organism: Meriones unguiculatus (Mongolian gerbil)
Lineage: Eukaryota; Metazoa; Chordata; Mammalia; Rodentia; Muridae
Product: F-box/WD repeat-containing protein 12-like
Exons: 11
Coding region: 1056-2294 (412 amino acids)
Molecular function (GO): protein binding
Source: RefSeq, a predicted model, not a curated record
CAUGUGGGCGGGCUUGGCUCACUGCGGAGGAAGCGGACGUGGCGGGGCCGGGGCUCGGGCGGCGGGGAUGGCGCCGCAGCUCGGCCCGCACGAACUGCUGCACGUCUUCUCCUUCCUGGAAGCCCGCGACCUGCUGCGCGCCGCGCAGGUGAACAAGGUGUGGAAUGAGGUUUCGAUGACCAAGGAGCUGUGGAGCCCUUCCUGUCCAAGAUGAUACUCCCAGUACAGCAAAGGUUCAGAAAGCACAUGCGCCUCAAUCCCACGCAGACAGUGGAAUCCUGCGCCACACACUACAGUUCUUACACACUGAGUCGGACACGUGGGUGUCUAUGGGUGCCUUGCUCAGGGUUUCUGUUGCUGUAACAAAACGCCAUGGCCAGAAAGCAAGUUGGGAAGUAAAGAAUUUAUUUAGCUUCUGCAUUGCUGUUUAUCACUGGAGGAAGCCAGGACAAGAACUCAAACCGGGCAGCAGCUGAUGCCAGGGCCACAUGGAGGGUGCUGCUUACCUUACUGGCUUGCUUCCCAUGGCUUCCUCAGCCUGUCUUCUUAUAGAACCCACGACCACCAGCCCAGGGCUGGCACCACACACCGUGGUCUGGGCCCUCCCGAACUGAUCACUAAUUGAGAAAAUGCCUGACAGCUGGAUCUCAUGGAGGCCUUUCCUCAGCUGAGGCUCCGUCCUCCCUGAUGACUAUAGCUCGUGUUAAGUUGACCCACAACCAGCCAGUACAGUGGGUGUAUAAGUUAGGAGAAGAGACACUCUGCAGUGAUGGUGUCAUACGACUGUGAAGGGCAUCUUUCCCAUCUGACCACAUUCUCCUCUUCCUGAAUUGACUGAUGCUGGGUGGCGGCAGAGGAUUCUCAGUGAGCUUCAGUACAUGCCAGUUCUGGAAGCUGCCCUCAGUAAGGCCUCCCCAGCCAGACUGCCGCUGUCCUUGCACUCGACCCCUUGACCCCCGUAGAACUUCAGACAGUAGCUUGAAUCCACAUGAAGAAACAAACACCAGCAAAGGCAGCUGUGUCUGAGACGCUGGGCCUCCUGCAAAGCCUUCCCAAUGGUCGUGGGCACACAGACGUGGAAACAAUACUAUUUCUGCCGGUCUGAGCUGGAGUUCCGUGUGGAAUCCGGGCGGCCACAGGACUUCAUCUGCAAAGCUAUUUCUGGGCACACAGGAAAGAUAGAUGAGCUGGCCUACGUCUCGCCCCACGAGUACCGCUUUGAUGACAGGGCCAGGUCCGUGGUUUGCACUGUGUCUUCAGACUGUACUGUGCGUGCCUGGGAUCUACGUGAGGGCACAGAGAUCUGGUCCAGUCCUGUGCAGCCUGCUCCUCUGGUGACUUUGGUGGCCUAUCCUCAGCUGCAGCUGGUUGUCACAGUGGACGUAGAGGGCUUGAUCAUGGGGUGGAAAGCAGAGACGGGGGCUGAGUGGGCCUCCUUCAGCUUACCAACCUCCUGUUCGUCAAUGGAGGCCUGUGACCACCCCGAUGGCCCCUUCCUGCUGGUAGCCUGUGCUGAAGGGAACCUCUAUACUCUGACAGUACCACAGCUGCAAGUGGUCUCCAAGGUGGCCACAUUUCCUCGUGCCUCUGUGAGCCUCUCGUGCUCACCUGACCAACAGUGGGUGUUUGUGUCUGCACAAGGCUCAGACAUGGGCCCGAAGCUGUUCUACACUCAGCCCCUGCUACACCCAUCAGAAGACGGACUUCCUGUCUCCACCACUCUCCCGGUCAGGCUGAGCUCCAGAGCCUGCUGGGCUCCUGAUGAGGCGGCCAGGCUGAUGGUGCUGCACAGGGAUGAUGGCGGCAUGCACCUGGUGAUCACUACCUUCGAGUUAAAGACCAGCAAGUCCAGGGACAGAGUGAGCAUCCUGGCACAACAGCUGGCCAGCUUCCCCUUGCCAGACACCGUGACUCCUCACCUCAUGCAGGGCCACGGCUCCCAAGUGAUCCUGCUGGCCUCCAGGUCGGAACUGGUGCUGUUCACCAUCCAUGGCCUGCAGCUGGUGGCCUUCCAGGACCACCAGAAGCCCAUUACGUCUAUGUGGGUGGAUCUGAACUGUGUCAUCACCUCUGCCUUGGACCUGUCCCUGCGUGUCUAUGUGUGGAAUAAGGAGAGCACAUCUCCUGUCCUCAAGAGCUGCUAUCAUUUGCUUGGAGGAUCUCACAGAUGGGCCAGUGGAUUUACCCAUGUGAAAAGCGACAGCGUGAGCAUCGCCGGGGUGGAAGCCAGAAGCACCGGAACAAGUAUUCUGAGGUCGUAUUGCUACAGAGUUCAGCUUAGCGCCACCAGCUGAAGCUGCUCUCACCUUGGGUGCAUGCAGACUCUACCAAAGAUAUGUCACCUUUGGGGAAAGAGCUACUGAGAGCUGUAUUCUCGCAGGAGCCAGUGAAGUAGAUUCUGUUGCCUUGUGUUUCACUGUCCUGCCCCGAGAAACAAAGGAGAGUGAGUACCAUCCCUGAGGCUUCUCAGGUUGCUGGUCACAGACCGUGGACUGUUUGUGGUAGUGCUACACAGCCUGCCGGCUUGCAGUGUCAGGAUCGCUGCAGAGUUGUUUUUGUUAUGGAGAAUGUCAUUAAAAUAUCUUUAUCUGCCUGUGCC